CGGGGCGUCGCCGGGAGCGGCGGCUGCUGCAGCGGAGCGCGGAGACGGCGGCGGCGGCAGGAUGCGGGAGUCACGGUUCAGGGACCACUUCUGGAGUACGGAUCUGACGAGCACAGUGGGCUAUGACAGCAUCAUUCAACAUCUGAAUGACGGCAGGAAGAACUGCAAAGAGUUUGAAGACUUUUUGAAGGAAAGGGCAAUUAUAGAAGAAAAAUAUGGCAAAGAGCUCAUUAACUUGUCGAAGAAGAAGCCCUGUGGGCAGACGGAGCUGAACACGCUGAAGAGAUCCCUGGAUGUUUUCAAGCAACAGAUGGACAAUGUGGGACAAGGUCACAUCCAGUUGGCACAAACCCUUCGGAAGGAAGCAAAGAAAAUGGAGGACUUCAGGGAAAAGCAAAAACAGCAUCGGAAAAAGAUAGAGCUGAUAAUGGAGGCAAUUCACAAAAACAGGAAUUUGCAGUACAAGAAGACCAUGGAGGCCAAGCGGCUCUACGAGCAGCGCUGCAGGGAGAAGGACGAGGCGGAACAGGCUGUGCACCGCAACGCAAACCUGGUGACACAGAAGCAGCAGGAGAAGCUGUUCCUGAAGCUGGCUCAGACGAAAUCAGCUCUGGAGGACUCUGACAGGAGUUACCAGCAGAGCAUUUCCACACUGGAGAAGAUCCGGGAAGAAUGGCAGACAGAGCACAUCAAAGCUUGCGAGUUCUUUGAGACUCAGGAGUGCGAGCGGAUCAACUACUUCCGCAACGCCCUCUGGCUUCAUGUCAACCAGCUCUCCCAGGACUGCGUCCAGAAUGAUGAGAAAUACGAGGAAAUCCGCAAGAGUUUAGAAAUGUGCAGCAUUGAGAAGGAUAUUGAUUUUUUUGUAAAUUUACGCAAAACUGGAAGUUUGGCCCCAGCUCCUGUUGUUUAUGAAAACUACUAUAAUACACAGAGAAGUGCAACUCCUGUGAGAAGUCCGGUUCCUGUACCUAUAGCGAGGAGGGGACCUCUACCCACGCCGACCAGCGCGCCAGAUGAGCCUGAUUACGCCACAGUUGACAACUACAGCUUGAUACAUCACUAAUAGUCACAGUUUUCCAGGCAGAAGACACUGUUGGUGUGGCCAGCGUGGCAGAAGUGGUGUUUCCAGUUAUUCCCAGCCACACAGAGCUAAAGUGCUUCUCCGUUUUAAGAAAGUAUUUGAGGAAUCUGAUAAUUAUUUGUACAUUCAGAUAGUGCCUGCUAAAAAUCUGUGCCUUUGAUCAGCAAACACCUUGGACAGAUAUCCCAUCGUGACACUUGGGGGAAGAAAAGGAAUAUAAGCGAUGGACCCAGACACAGGGGCGAUCUGUGUCGGAAGUUUUUGAUUUGAAGUUCUUCUGAAGUGCAGCUAUCUGGGAGAGGCUGGAGCCUCCCUCUCUCCAGAUAACUAAGAAGUCUAUGUGCCAAGGGGAAUGGUACGCGAUGCUUUGGGUGCACUGGCUUAUGUUCAGGGCACGUGUAUCCCACACUGAUCUCAGGUUACACUUUUGCCUGUUUCUAAAGUCUUUCAUUAAUGGGGAUUAAACUUGUAAUUUAGGCUUAAUUUCAGUCAUGUCUCUCAGGGAGCUAGCUUAGAGGAGCACCAACAGUUACACUGUGUAUCUGGCUUAGCUGUAGAUGUGCUUCAGGCUUAAGCGCCGAUACCGGAAGCUGGUUUGCAUCUUCCCUGGUGCAGCAGUCCACAGCGCAGCCACUAGUGAGAGGCUGUGCCACCACAAAUGCUGGGAAGUCCCACGGGAUCUGAAGGACAUCAGUCAGCUCUUCCAACCACCUCUCCCAUGAGGGGCUUGCAUUUUUUUAGGUUCAUGGUAUAGCUUGUCCCUGAUAGGCUCCCCAUUUGAUUAAGUUCUGGGAAUCCCUAAACUGUGGACUCGUUCUGACUAUGCACCAGUGGAAACAAACUUAGCUACUAACUUCGGGCUGGAGCCAUGAAACUCGUUUUCUGACCAGGUCUCCUCAAAGUUUGUGCCCUUUUUGUUACUGUAUAUAUGAUUAUGGCUUUGAUUCAGAAGCUCAUGCACCUCAGGGCUGCUGGUCUUUCUGAAGUCCCUGCGUGCAGUGUUGCUUAAUAGCUCCUCAGUGCCUUAUGACACUGGACACAGGACACGGGGACCAACACACAUUUUAGUUGUCUAAACCUGGUGCCAGGUGACUAAUUUUGUAGCAACAGGAGUUGCUGGUUGUAUGAUGUCCUUCAAGUUGAAUCUGUGUGACUUCAGUGUGUGCCUAAGCCCACUGGUCCCAGGGCUUUUACUGUAUUUCCUUGUGCAGAAAAGAUCAUGGUGAGCUUUAACAUCUGUCCUGCUGCAUUAUAAUGAACUGUGCGAAGUGCGCGUGUCAAGGAAUCACUUGCCCUAUUUUACUUCUGAAACACCAAGUGUACAAUUAUUCUUCUGAAAGAGCCUGCUGUAGUCUUAGUUCUUUAAAUACA
This is a messenger RNA of Grus americana (Whooping crane), 2455 nucleotides long. It is a transcript of the gene PSTPIP2, whose product is annotated as proline-serine-threonine phosphatase interacting protein 2. Gene Ontology annotation, cellular component: cytoplasm; actin filament; plasma membrane. The coding region runs from base 62 to 1066 and encodes 334 amino acids. Gene Ontology annotation, biological process: actin filament polymerization. The record is from RefSeq and is a predicted model, not a curated record. The transcript has 15 exons. NCBI's taxonomy places the organism in Eukaryota, Metazoa, Chordata, Aves, Gruiformes, Gruidae. Gene Ontology annotation, molecular function: actin filament binding.